Messenger RNA from Strongylocentrotus purpuratus (purple sea urchin), 3724 nucleotides. RefSeq names its product ubiquitin carboxyl-terminal hydrolase 10 (gene usp10). Gene Ontology annotation, cellular component: nucleus; cytosol. NCBI's taxonomy places the organism in Eukaryota, Metazoa, Echinodermata, Echinoidea, Camarodonta, Strongylocentrotidae. The transcript has 14 exons. The coding region runs from base 74 to 2545 and encodes 823 amino acids. Gene Ontology annotation, molecular function: cysteine-type deubiquitinase activity; cysteine-type endopeptidase activity. The record is from RefSeq and is a predicted model, not a curated record. Gene Ontology annotation, biological process: protein deubiquitination; regulation of autophagy; DNA damage response, signal transduction by p53 class mediator.
AUGCGCAAAUAGAGGGCGAGCUAUCAAAAUGGCGACUUGUAUGUGUGAAGCAUGACUGUAGAAAUCAGAGAGAAUGGCUGCAUCUGCCGAGGACGUAACAUUUGGAGACUUCAGUGCUCUGUGCUUGGAGGAAUAUCUAGCCAUCUUCCAGGACCCCCUGCAAAGCUCUGAUGUUGAGUUUCCUUGGGAUGACAAGAGCCUUGCUAGGAGCACUGUGCCAAGUGCUGCAGGGAAUGUAGGGAGUGCUAACUGUACCCUCAACCAGCAAGCUUUCCUGAAACAAUCGACACUACAGAGUACUCAGGUUGUUGGUAACAAUGUGGCAGCAACAUCAGUGCUUUCCUCCGAGAGUCCUCCAAACUCUUUCUAUGGCUUGGCGAACAAGUCCUCUAAAGGAGGUCAAGUGACCAGGGAAUACCCAGAAGUCCACUCCCAGCAAUGGGUCAACCAGUCGGCCGGGAAUGCAGCCACCGAUCCCCUUGACCGAAGCUCUGCUGUGUUUGGUGGGAACGAUUCGCAGCAGGAUGACAGCUCGAAGAAGAGACGCAACAAGAAGCGCCGUGAUCCAGAGUACUACAACAACUACUAUGAUACUAUGAGCGGCGCUGAGAACGGAAGCGUGAGAGAGGACUCUAAGUAUGGUGGGACUGGAGAAUACAUGCCCCCAUCUGGGUCUACUGAGCAGAAUGAAUACCAGUCUGAAGCAGCCGCAGCCCCUACUCCUAGCUAUGAAUAUAAUGCAGAUGAGAAGAGCACAGGGAGAACUAGUUCAUAUAAUAUGGAAUCAGUAUAUCAAAGCACUGAUUAUGUGCCUCCAAGAACAGCUGAUGUGUCUGAUGAUCAACAAAUCAAAUCAGAUAGCCAUGACGAAUCAGUGCCAUCAAGUGGUACUGUUAUAAUGCCUGCUGUGGAGACGGUGAAUAUAGGUGACGUGAAUGAUGCUCAUGCCAAUACUGAGCAAGGGAAUAGCAUUGCUUCCAGUGUGCCGUCUGUACCCAUCAUACACAUUUCACCCAGCGAGAGCACAUCCCCUAAUGUGCAGAGUGGCGAUUCGUUCGAUGAGAGCUUCCCUGCAGCCACGGCGGAAGGGUUCGGAGGCCCGAAGCGAGCAGCUGCAGCGCCCUCUGCCACUCCUCCAGCAGCCAAGUCCUGGGCUAGUCUCUUCAAGGGAGGCUCUGGAGUUCAAUCAGGACAGCCAUCCAGUGCGCCCUAUGUGGCUAUCAGUGUUUCUUCUGAUCCGUUACCUGGAGAGGAGCUAGAUGACGGUUCCGUCUCUUUGGUCACAACGGAUAAGGAUCCACAUGCAAAAAGAUUAGGAGAACACUUGAGUAAGGUGAUGCCAUCACACCAUCCUAUGAACCUGCAGCCAAGGGGUCUCAUCAAUACCGCCAACUGGUGCUACAUCAACAGUAUUCUUCAAGCGUUGCUAUCUUGCCCACCUUUCUACCACAUUAUGAGGAAUAUGCCUCUCAACAACGGAGUACGCAAGUCAAGCUCAACACCCAUGCUUGAUGCCAUGUAUAAAUUUCUGAAGGAGUUCCAGGAGAUGAAGGGCCUCUCUAAACGCUCACCUCUCGACAUCCGUACUGGUACAUGCUUUGAGCCAACCGUCAUCUAUCAGAUGCUCUCUGUUGCCAACACCUCCCUCUCUGUCAAGCAUGGCCGACAGGAAGAUGCUGAAGAAUUCCUAUCGUGUUUGCUGAAUGGUCUUCAUGAUGAGAUGACUUCUCUCAUCCAGCUUUAUAACGGAGAGGAUGUCCAAGCUAAUGACUCGAAGCAGAAUGGUCCAGCAUCAUCAUCAGUAGCUGUUGCUAACGGUGAUGUAGGUAAUGGUCACCCGGAGGAAGGAAGCGAUGAUGAUGAAUGGGAGCAAGUUGGACCACGUAACAAGACCAGUAUCACAAGGAAGGCUCAGUUCUCAAGUUCCCCCCUGUCUAAGAUCUUUGGUGGCAUCAUGAGGUCCGCUCUUCACCAGCAUGGCUCAAAGGAGUCUGCCACUCUUCAGCCAUUCUUCUCCCUCCAGCUAGACAUUCAGUCUCAGGACAUCUGGUCUGUUCAGCAUGCCUUGGAUAACCUUGGAAACAGAGAGUCUGUUCAUGGUUUUAUGUCAAACAAGACCAAGAAAGAAGUUGAAGCGUUCCGUCGCAUCACUCUAGAAGAGCUUCCACCGGUCCUCAUUCUGCAUCUCAAGAGGUUCCUCUAUGAUAAGUCUGGAGGAUGCCAGAAGCUCAUGAAGAAAAUUGAGUAUGCCAUGGAGAUAGAAAUUAAUAAGGACCUUAUCUCUCCAAAUACCAAGUCUCGAAUUGGACUAGUUCAAAGAACUUACAAGCUGUUUGCAGUUGUGUACCACACAGGGAAGGAGGCCUCGGGGGGUCAUUACAUAACGGACGUGUACCACGUAGGAACCAGUGCCUGGUUGCGUUGCGAUGAUGGUAUCGUCAAGCCCGUAAAGGCAGCCCAGGUCAUCAAGCCUCUAACAACAUGUAUACCCUACUUGCUCUUCUAUCGUAGGAAAGACUUGCUAACAAAACCUACAGCUUCAUGAGAGUGCUCAAUGGAUCUUGGAAGCAACAAGUGAUGUGAAAAUCUUGAUACCGGAUUUCUAAUUUUGAAUGGAAUACCGUGGAGACCCCUUUUGAGAGGUGAUAUUUUACAAGUUUUGUAUGGAUGAUGAUGAUGAUCCUUAAGGGCAUGGAUGUUAAACGCUUGCUCUACCAUGCAAUGUCAGCUGCGGAAUAUUAUGAACUAAGCAUUUUCCUUUUCUUCUUUGAUUCUUAUGUGAUUGCUUGAAAUGUCAAAAGUAAAGACUAUUUUUUGAUGUGAUUGAAAACAUUGCACAGAAUGCUUACAGUAUAUUGCAAUGAAGAGAGAGUGGAGCAAUCUGUUUCAAACGUCAGCGUCGUUGCAACGAGUAAUAUUCUGUUCUAUUGAUGAUGAUGAUGAUGAUGAUGAUGAUAGUAUGAACUACUUGAGUGAUGGUGCCAGCAUUUUUGACUGGUAACGGGAAGCUGCAAAUUACAGUGUGUGAAAGCUGAUAUCCGCUUUGCCUCAGCAACAUGGUCGACUGCUGAUACAUUGUGAUGGUUACACAGAGAUAAGAGUCGAUCCAAACGGAGGAGAUAUGAGGAAGCAUUUUACAAAGCCAACAUGCUGCUUUGAUUAAGUAAGUAGUAUCUUAAAACGUGUCCAUCCCAGAGCUGAUAGCUAUGUAGAUGCGCCAUCAGCCUCUUUCCUGAAAGUUCUGUUCACCAAUUCGUCAAGUGAAUGAGGAUCAUCUAGUGUUGUUUGAAUUUCACCUUGCAAUAUAUUGGAAUAUGAAGCAAACUGUGAUGUCCAGAAUAAAUCGUCCAAGAACGAGGUGGUCAAAGGACCUGCAGGGCAGCUGCAGAUGGACUUUGGUGUGCCCCCUCUGUGUCCACUCUGUGCCAGGAGGAUACUAUGGAAAAGUGCUGUAUUGCUGAAGAUAGAAAUAUGAAUGUUUCAGUUAGGCUAAACUCCUAUACACUGUCAAAUUCAAAUUAUUUGUUGGAAAGGAACAAAGGAGAGUGUUCGUUCUGUCAAUUUAACCCCCUCAAAGAGAAUAAUUGGAACUUAAUAUAUGAAGUCCAUGUCAGUUAGAUUUGUCACCAAUCACCAUUUCUUCAAGAUAUAGAAUAUGCUAUUAUUUUGAAAAUAUGUUGAGUAAGAAUAUUUUCAAAGCAUGUUCAUGUACUUCAUGCACAGG